CAUGAAUCCUUUGUUGCCUGAGAAAGAAAGAGAAAAGAUCGGCGUACCCAGUCUUGAGCGAUUGCUCAGUGUUUCACGAGGCGGAGUGCAAUCCUCAAAGAAGUUUCAGAACCGGGAGGUCGAGUUCGCUUUUAAGGACAAGGAUGGCAAAGAGAGCAAGAAGGAUGAUGGCGGACGAUUCGGGGCGGGCAACAGUCUCAGAUCCAAGAUGGCAGCAGCUACGGCAGCCGGCAACGGGCCUCAAGCACGCAUCAACAAGAAGAAACCGGCACAGACAACGAGAAUCGCACCUGAGCCAAGGAGGAAUGUUCAGGUUUCGGAAACGCCAAGGGUAAAGCGGACGGUAACGGCGCCUCCGGUUCCCAUGACUCUUCCAUCACCGGCAGUCAUCUCCUCACCCUCACCGACGAAAAGCAAUCGGUCUCAGAGGGUUCAUGAUAACUUUGCUACACCUGUGAAGCCGCGCACGCUGGAUAUGGUAGCGGCUAGCCCUGUGGACAGCAGGAUAUUGGGAACGCCGGUGCAGAAGAGGUUGUUUGUGGAUGCGUUGGGAGUUCCCGAGUCGCCUAUACCGCAGUCACUGGCCUUGAAAGAAACACCGAUGAAGGAGAGGAAGCAAGAUCAUGCGAAUGCGGAUGAUGAUCCAUUCGCGAAUUUAUGGGGAGGUUACUGAAAGACCAGUUGGACAAUGGCAUAGCAUACGCGGUGAUCUACGAUACAGGACGCGUCUACAGGCGUUUCGGAGUUUUAGAAAGCAUAUUACAAUUCAAGGAUACCCUACA
Messenger RNA from Saitoella complicata NRRL Y-17804, 782 nucleotides. RefSeq lists its product as uncharacterized. The record is from RefSeq and is a predicted model, not a curated record. Lineage: Eukaryota; Fungi; Ascomycota; Saitoellomycetes; Saitoellales; Saitoellaceae. The annotation marks the transcript as partial. The transcript has a single exon.